GUUAAUCACCACAGGGGCAAUCGGGACGAGAUGGCUACCCGGGACCGCUGGGUCUGGAUGGCAAGCCUGGACUUCCAGGCCCCAAAGGAGAAAAGGGUGCACCAGGAGACUUUGGCCCCUGGAUGGCCUUCCCCCGGCUCAGCCCCGGCUUUGUGAGCAGAGACCAUCGCGCAUACAGCCUCCGAGUCCUCAAGGGAGAGCAAGGGGAGGAUGGAGCUGCAGGGCCUCCAGGGCCCCCUGGACCUCCUGGGGCCCGGGGCCCUCCCGGUGACACUGGAAAAGACGGCCCCAGGGGCGCUCAGGGCCCAGCGGGUCCCAAGGGAGAGCCUGGACAGCACGGCGAGGUGGUCAGUAUCCCAGACCUGGCAGCCCCUUUCCCACGCAGGCCCGGUCUGGAGGAGGGCCCCAAGGGACCCCCAGGUCCCCAGGGUGAGCCUGGCACCCCCGGAGAGAAGGGGGAAGACGGGAUGCCCAGCCAGCCCGGGCUCCCUGGACCCCCGGGGCCCAAGGGUGAGCCGGGGAGUGCAGGACCUCAAGGACAGGAUGGCGUGGAUGGUGCCCCUGGACCAAAGGGGGAGCCCGGGCCUCGAGGCACCGAGGGAGCAGCAGGGCCCCGGGGUGCCCCAGGCCUCAAGGGGGAGCAGGGGGACACAGUGGUGAUCGACUACGACGGCAGGAUCCUGGACGCCUUGAAGGGUCCUCCCGGGCCGCAGGGAGCCCCAGGGCCACCAGGGAUACCCGGAGCCAAGGUGACAGCCUGGUGCUACAGCUGCCCCCAAAGCUCAGCAAAUACAGAACGCCUUGCUGGAAGUCUCCGAGGCACCAGGGAAGCUGCCCAGGGUCCCAAAGGACCGAAAGGAGACUCAGGAGAGCCGGGGCCAACAGGACCCAAGGGAGAAGCGGGCGAGAUGGGCUUACCCGGCCUUCCGGGCACCGACGGCCCGAAGGGAGAGAAGGGAGACUCAGCCCCUGAGAGUCUGCAGGAGAGCCUGGCCCAGAUCAUAGCAGAACCAGGGCCACCCGGCCCCCCCGGGCCUCCUGGCCCCAUGGGCCUCCAGGGCAUCCAGGGUCCCAAGGGCUUGGAUGGAGCAAAGGGAGAGAGGGGCGCGUCGGGUGAAAGAGGCCCGAGCGGCCUGCCCGGGCCAGCUGGCCCACCAGGCCUUAUCGGGUUGCCAGGAACCAAAGGAGAGAAGGGCAGACCCGGGGAGCCAGGCCUUGACGGCUUCCCAGGACCUCGGGGCGAGAAAGGUGACCGGAGCGAGCGUGGAGAGAAGGGAGAGCGAGGUGUCCCUGGCCGGAAAGGAGUGAAGGGCCAGAAGGGAGAGCCGGGGCCACCGGGCCUGGACCAGCCAUGUCCUGUGGAUCACGUCCGACGCAGAGGCCAGCAAGGGCUACCUGGCUCCCAGGGCCUGGCGAGGGGCAGCAGGCCCUGCCCUGCGGGACAAGAUGGGCUGCCUGUGCCUGGCUGCUGGCAUAAGUGAUCCCCGACCCUGCUCACUACCUGUACAGAUCCGUGUGGACACUUUUAGUUUUUGUAAAAAGGAAACAGUAAUAUAUUGACCUCUCAUGGAACGCACCACUCUGGCCUGUGACCCCGGCAAGGGCCAGCAGCCUAGCAUGACUGGUAGUGUAAGGUGGGCAGGAUGGUGUGCACUGUGGCUUCAGCGCCCUAGUAGGAAACGAUGGUGACAGUGCCCGCUUGUCUUGGGCUUUCGAUCACCUGAUCAGCAGAGACUUGGCUGGGCUGGCCACUGCCUCGUAAGAGCUGUCCCCAAAGCAGGGAGCGGGGAGCCCUGCGGUCAUGCUGGAUCCAGCCACACCUAAUUGGCUCGCAGCUGCUAUGCUGCUGCCCCAGCCCCUCUGGCCUCCAGACUCACCUACAGCUGGCUGCCCUGGACCCUGACACACCAGGGCAGGACUCAACUCUGUGGGCACUUGCUAAUGACCGGGGAGGAGUCUGCAGAAAGCUCCCCACAGUGGCCUGGCUCCCUCUGGAAGCUGUGAGAACUCAGGGGCCAGGCUCCAUGAUGGCUAGGACAAGGAGCCAGUUUUGGGAGCGCGGAGUCCCGGAGUGCAGGGAUGGACCAUCCAAGCUGCACUGGCUACCACUUCCUGUGUCACCACAUCACUUGGAGAUGGACAGGAAAGGGGACCGGUCGCCCCUGAGGAGAUGAUCCAGCUGGCCCAAAUCUCCCAGCCAGGACUUUGGUCAGCCUGGCAGCAGGGUGCCUGCCGGCCAGCUGCACAAAGCAGGGUGCAAGACUGGAGCCCGAAGGCCUGCACAGGGCUCCCAGCAGCCAGCCCUGUCCUAUCCUCUCCCCAUGUAGACGGGUUUGCUCAUGUAAUAAACAUCAGCGUGUGUCUGCA
Messenger RNA from Cavia porcellus (domestic guinea pig), 2367 nucleotides. RefSeq names its product collagen type XXIII alpha 1 chain (gene Col23a1). The record is from RefSeq and is a predicted model, not a curated record. The transcript is spliced from 27 exons. Lineage: Eukaryota; Metazoa; Chordata; Mammalia; Rodentia; Caviidae. The coding region runs from base 123 to 1481 and encodes 452 amino acids.